Molecule: messenger RNA, 381 nt
Organism: Heterostelium album PN500
Lineage: Eukaryota; Evosea; Eumycetozoa; Acytosteliales; Acytosteliaceae
Exons: 4
Coding region: 1-381 (126 amino acids)
Source: RefSeq, a predicted model, not a curated record
AUGAGACCCGAACAACAAAAUAUCUCUCGAUCAUUGUUAGAUUUUACGAAAAUUUCAAUUAUGUUUUACGAGCUUGGGCAAUCUUAUAUUUGGUUAACAUCCUAUCCUUUUGGUACUAAAAGUUGUGAUGUUCAACCCAAUUUAAUUUCAUCAUUUGUCAAUGGACAAUGUUACAGUGAUGGAAUUGCUAGCUUUAAAUACCUUAUCUCUGGAAAUACCUAUAAAAUAGAGAAUUUCAAAGAUAAAGCAUGUGCACAAUCCAGUUUUAUUGGACUAGCAGCAACUUCUGGAAAUUGUAUUGCUGGAGUAUUUAAAACUGAAGUAAAAUCUACUUUUGUCACUCCAUCAGUAGGAUUUAUUUACUAUGAAAGAUAUCCAUAA